UGAGCCUUCGUGCUUCGGAGUUCCGAGCUGCUCCGACUCCGAGCCAGCCGGCAUACUCGCCAUUUUUGUUGUUUUCGCGUCGUAGUCGUACCGUAGAAUUUCAAGAUGGCGCGAGCUGUCAAAGUUUUUCGACCGCGGAACGCUCAAUCGAUAGUUUUGAUUGCCGCUGUGCGACUCGCGAGAGUGGGCGAGCCUUGGGUCUGGUUUUGAGGUUAGGGUUAGUGACUCGGUGACACUGGAAACUGCGGUUACGAGUUCUUUCCGUGUGCGUGCGAGCGAACGCGGUGCCAGAACAGAACCGUCUCACGUUUUCGAGACGUUCUAUGGAACAGGACGUAUACAAGCACAAGCCCGAGCCCAUGCCAAUGCUACUUCGAAUACCGAUACCGGGCCAGACGAGCUGCAAGAUCGUAUCGUGAAAGCGUUCGUAAACUGACGAUACGAAACAUACAUACGUUCGAGAGGGAAUGGCACGCGUUCUCGCAACCGAUCUGCUUAUUUUCUGUGCACGAAUAAAAUCCUCGGAAACAAGGAAAUCUACGUACCGCUUUAGGCCAGCUAAAAAUAGCAGUUUCGUCCAUCGCGGUUCGUAGGCCUCUAUGUUCCUCGAUCAACGCUAUCGUGGUGCCAGUUCCAGUAUGUAUUUCUCGACAUUGUUUAAAAACGGAUCACGAUGUAACACGUGACAUAACGAUCCACCUCGUUUGUUCGCACGGUCCACUUGUUUCUUGCCGAUAGAAGAAAUCGAAAGCUAAAAUGCAAGUAACGACAUAGAAAGGGACAUGGUUUGAAAAACCAAGUAAGUUUGUAAAGGGUAGAAGGAAAAGAUGGACAAGAAACAGCGAGCUAGUGCGCCAAAAGUUUGAGUCGCAAUGGAUAAACAAGUGAAGUGAAGUGAAGUGAAGCGGAGUGAAGCGAAGUGAAGUAAAGUGAAAAUGUCACAAAUCGCGGAUGCCGAGAGUGAAGCCGGCUCCAUCUGCGACGAGGAACGCGUGAGGAAGUUGUUCCAAGCAUGCGACGGCGACGGAGAUGGUUUUAUCGACAGCCAAGAUCUGCUGACGGUGUGCAGGGAACUCAAUCUCGAGAAUUCGGUGGAGGAGUUGAUGAGGGAAUUAGGAGCGGAUGAGCACGGUCGCAUUUCCUAUCAAGAGUUCCUGAGACGACGGUUAGCUUUGCGACCAGAAAUCGAAGCUCUCAGGUCCGGCAAGCACCGAACUAGUCCACAUCAUACGCACACGCCAGAGUAUUUGCCUACCAGCAGCGACAACAGUCUCGGUACCGUAUCGGGCCGUCAUGAAAGUUGGGAAUUCGAUAGUGGAGCAAGAGAUCUCUCUCCGGAGCCUCAUACCCUUCAGAAGCUAGUGGAAGCUGCCGCAGGAGGAACCGGAAAUAUGCUGGAUUUGGCGAAUAAGCUUCACGCGGCCGCGCUCUCGUCCCUGCGAUCCGAGGUAGCUGAGCUAAACUCGAGACUGAUAACGGCAACUAGGGCAAGGGAAGCUGUCGAAGCGGCUUUGGUUCGAGCCGAGGUCCAAGCAGCGAGAGCCGAACAGAGAGCAGACCAACAAGCAGCGAGACACGAGGAAAGGCUUACAGAGUUGCACUCUGUGAUCGCCGAGCUCGGCAGGCAGCUCGAAAGGCAUCGAGCUACCGUAAUCGCCGAGGAGGAUGAGUCCGAAAUAGAGACGAGCAGAGAUGCGGAGGGCUCGAUCACGAAUCCGGUCGAAGAGAGCGAAGGUGGUGGCGAUAUCCAUGGUGACGGAGAUCGUACCUUAGCGGACGUCGAUUCCAGCUGCUGCGAAGAUAUCGAGCCGCGUGCUAUCGAGAAUGAGAGAGAACAGUUGGAUAGUCCGGCGGCGUUGCCGACCCCAGAGCCAACGCAUCAGGCAGUCUCGUGCCAAAGCGUGGCGGUGGCUACGUUACAGGAAGAGAUCACAGCUCUUCGAGCAGAAAUUGCGAGCCUACAAACGCAACUCGCUAGUUGUAAAAAUCACGCUAGCAGUCAGAAGCAGCACCAGCUUGACAGCGAAUCGCCUCGCAGAGAACCAAGAACAAGGGGCAACACCAGCUCGCCAGAACCUUUGAGUGCACCUUGUUCGCCGCUCUUACCACCUCUACAGACACCGCCGACAAAGAGCGUAACGAGGGAGGAAGCUCCGGUUCUGAAAAUGGCCGAGAGGGUGAGACUCAGAAGAACGGACGAGAGGCAUAUCACAGGACCCGAUAUUACCAACUUGGGGGUAUGCUCCACGAUGGUAGCAGAGCACUUGGUGUCCGAUUUGCUCGAGCACUCGAACCUUCAAGAACUGAACGGGUCCGAGAGACAGUUCGAAGUUGAAACGGAGAGACUGAACAGCAGACUAGAGCACGCGCGAGCAAACAACGCUGUCCUUGCGCUCACUUUGCACGAGAGCAAAGCGCAAUGCGAUAGAUUGAGCCUACUGGUAGGAAAGUACGAGUCAAAUGCUACCGCGUUACGCCUAGCUCUUUCCUACAGCGAUCGCGCGAUAGAAGCUUACGACGUUCUCGUAGCCUUGUUGGAAAGCGAGAUCGGUUUGUCAACGGAAAGAACCAGUACUACGAUCGAUAACCGAAGGGCAGCCGAGCACGUAGCCUAUCAUGUUUUGAAUAAAUUGGAAAACGACUGUACCAACACUCUAAAUGCACCGUGGGAGGAUAGCAUAGUCUUGUCGGAUGAAUCUGAAGUAACGUGGAGCGUCGAAGAUGAACAAAGGCUCAGAAGGCACAUCAGUAGACUAAAAGGAGAACGUGCUAUGGUCAGAUCGACCGCAGUGGAAUUGGAAAGUAUUCACUCGGAACCCUUGAACUCUAAGAACACCAUUUCUCUAGCAGAAGCUCGAAAAUUAGACUUGGAAACCGCCGUGUUAAUGCAGGAAUUGAUGGCUAUGCGAGAAGACAAAGCAGAGUUACGAGCACGCGUUUUCCUCUUGGAGAAGGAACGGGCUACCAUAGAAUUAAAAUUAAACGCACGCGACACGCAAAUUGCAGCCCAACAUGCUGCCAUUGAACAUCUCCAAGGCCAACUAAACGAUACGGAGGCCAUGCUAGCAAUGGCAUCGAAUAAAGAUCGAGGUUUGAGCGACAACGAAAGCGAAGGCAUAGAAUCCGAAUUGAUAGAGGCGCUAGGUCGAGAAGCUAGGCUAAAGGAACGAUUACAGGAACUAGUUUCGACGUUGGAUAAAGUUAACAAGAACUCCGAGCUAAGACAUCAACAGUCGGCUGAACUUGUCAAUGACCUGAAAAGAGCCAAUGGAGCUCUGGUACAGACUUUAGAGAAAUCCAAGAAAAAAUAUCAAUCCAGGCUGAAGAAGUUGGAACAACAAAUGUUAGGAAUGGUAGAAAGACAUGCCGCGCAGGCGAAAAUGCUGAAGCAACGCAUAGCAUUACUGGAGGAGGAAUCGGCAGGAUACAAAACCAGUCUACCGCUUCAGUCGCAAAGUUCUGGAGCCAGUGAAACGUCGUUAUGACAAUUGAGUGAUUAAUGAAAAUCAUUGGUCAUCGUCUCGACGCGGGAAUAUUUUUUAUUAUCUUUCCUGUCGUUGCAGUCUAAUCGAAACGAAGAUAAAAAUUUACGUAUUUUUCUACAGGAAUAGUUAUUCGAAAAUAAUGCUUGAUUAUUCGCUUUUUGUAAUUCUAUAAAAAAGAUUGCGCGUGUAGUGGCUAUCCUAACGAAUUUCAAUCACCAAGUUAGGCUUUGCGAAUCUGUUACCGAGAUACAUCGAUGCGUGCAAACUAUUUAACAAAGUCCUCCAGGUGUACCGUGACGUAUAAAUGAUUGUUACUUAAUAAUAUAUGUCGUUUAUAGACCGUGAUAUUCAUCUUGUACAUAUGUAUAUUUCAAGCAUUAAAGAGAAGCGUGAUACAUGUAAACUAUGAUGAAAUAAAUUGUGCUUUAUUAAA
Messenger RNA from Hylaeus anthracinus, 3918 nucleotides. Its product is annotated as colorectal mutant cancer protein. The transcript is spliced from 14 exons. Bases 936 to 3485 code for a protein of 849 amino acids. Gene Ontology annotation, molecular function: calcium ion binding. The record is from RefSeq and is a predicted model, not a curated record. Lineage: Eukaryota; Metazoa; Arthropoda; Insecta; Hymenoptera; Colletidae.